Messenger RNA from Argentina anserina (silverweed cinquefoil), 1023 nucleotides. Its product is annotated as palmitoyl-monogalactosyldiacylglycerol delta-7 desaturase, chloroplastic-like. Gene Ontology annotation, molecular function: oxidoreductase activity, acting on paired donors, with oxidation of a pair of donors resulting in the reduction of molecular oxygen to two molecules of water. Gene Ontology annotation, cellular component: endoplasmic reticulum membrane. Gene Ontology annotation, biological process: lipid metabolic process. Bases 50 to 919 code for a protein of 289 amino acids. NCBI's taxonomy places the organism in Eukaryota, Viridiplantae, Streptophyta, Magnoliopsida, Rosales, Rosaceae. The transcript has 5 exons. The record is from RefSeq and is a predicted model, not a curated record.
UUUAUCUACUGAUCUCUCUUCAAGAUCAACAGCAUCCUGUUAAUAACAAAUGGAGGCGGCCUCAACAACCAAGUUGUUCAUGAUCCUAGCCAUACAUGGCCUUGCUCUUUUGGGGCCGUUUUAUUUCAACUGGUCUGCGUUUUGGCUGGCUGUUGCUCUCUAUUUCGUUACAGGAGUGGGUAUAACUCUGUCUUUCCAUAGAAACCUCGCUCACCGCAGCUUCGAGCUUCCAAGAUGGCUCGAGUACUCUUUUGCCUACUGUGCUGUCCUUUCUUUCCAGGGAAGUCCAAUUGAAUGGGUGAGCACGCAUAGACUCCAUCAUCAGUAUACCGACACAUGCAAUGAUCCGCACACUCCCAUUAAGGGAUUUUGGUACAGUCAUAUUGGCUGGAUUGUUGACUAUCAUUCUCGAUUUAGAAGACCGGACGCACGAAAAUUCAAGAAUGUCGGAGACUUGAAGAACCAGUGGUAUUAUAGGUUUCUUCACUAUACGUAUCCUUUCCAUUCUAUUGCUCUUGGAAGUCUGCUAUAUACUGCAGGAGGGCUACCAUUCGUGGUUUGGGGAAUGGGUGUGAGAACUGUAAUUUUUCUCCACGUUACUUUUUCUAUAAACUCGAUCUGCCAUAUAUGGGGAAAGCGAGUAUGGAAUACUGGUGAUUCAUCGAAAAACAACUGGUUGUUAGGGUUGCUAGCACACGGAGAAGGUUGGCACAACAAUCAUCAUGCUUUUGAAUACUCAGCUCGACAAGGCUUGGAAUGGUGGGAGAUUGACACUACUUGGUAUAUAGUUAGCUUCCUCGAAGCCAUUGGGUUGGCGACGGAUGUAAAGCUCCCUACCGAAACUGAUAAGAAACAGAAGGCUUUCCCAACCGAAGCUCAUAAGAUACUAAAAAGAAAAGCUUUCUUUACUAUCGACUAAUAUAUCAGGCUCAGGAUCAAAGCUCAGACUUAUAGACGUUUAAGCAAUUAUGUAAGAAACGUACCGUGUAAUGAAUAAAUCUAUUUAAUUUAUACAUAAAUUGU